Molecule: messenger RNA, 447 nt
Organism: Arctia plantaginis
Lineage: Eukaryota; Metazoa; Arthropoda; Insecta; Lepidoptera; Erebidae
Source: the annotation of a GenBank genome assembly
AUGGAUUUAAAAAUAUUAGUGUUUUUGCUGACUUUUUCGGCUGCACAAGGACAGUUUUAUGAAGACAAAAGGUGCCGUUGUAUUUGCCCCAGUCCUGCUGCAUUACUCAACAGUAGUCUUAGUGAUAGGAAGGUGUAUACCAGCAAUGUACCCCCCAACAAGUGCAAUUGCGAGGGCGUUAUUCUGCAGAUCGUGGGCGAUGAACUGAAGGGCCAUGAACAAGAGUUUUGUCCCCGCUGUGAGUGUAAAUAUGAAACCCGAAAUACAACUAUUAUCAUGGUAGUAGUCAUUAUGAUGCUCUGGGUGCUGACGAUGCUCUCCGGUUAUAUGGGAUUCCUUAUGUGUUUGGACCCCUUGAUCAAUAAGAGGAAGGUCAAAUUCCACCAGGAAGCUGGCACGGGCACCGAAGAGGCACGUACAUUGCUGUUACAAGACGCAGAUGACUGA